AUGAGCAAUUCUCCAGAUGGUGCGACUGCGGUAGCCGCGCCUACAGACUCUCCUACCGUCACCACCUCCAACAGCAUCGAAUCCAUCGCCCACGGCAAGGAAAAAGCCAAAGAAGUUCUAGCGGCCUCCGGCAUCGACAUCUCCAAGAAUGACACUCCCGGUGAGCCCAAUGGCCAAGAUGCACAUCCCAAUGCAAACCGUAAACGCAAGCGCGAAACCCCCAUCGAGCGAAUCCAGGCCGAUGAGUACGUCCAGCGCGAGUACCAUUACAAGGCCCUCUUGGCUGAACAGAUCAAUCACCCAACGCUAUCGCACCAAAAGAAACAAGAGGCUGCCUUCUACCAAAGUCUACGACCGAGACGCGAACAUGAUCCGGGUUCUGUUUUUGGAUAUGGCUAUGAAGGGUUCGGGAAUCCUAGGACGGACGAGAGGAACAUCCGCGAUCCCAUCAUAUAUCCGCGGCAGAGAAGGCCUGGAAAACGGAAAACGAUGCCUCCACAUGUGUCUCGCAAGGAGCAAAUCCUGCAAGCAGAGCAAAGCGAAGACCUGGUACCGAUCCGGCUAGACAUCGAUUGGGGUAAAAUCAGACUGCGCGACACAUUCACCUGGAACCUUCAUGAUCACACACUGUCCGUGGAUUACUUCGCCGAAAAGCUGGUCGAAGACUUUGGUCUCGAAGUUGCAGCUUGUCGUCCACUUGUUCAAGCCGUGGCAGCCAGUAUCCGCGAACAGAUCACCGACUACUGCCCCCAGAUAUACACUGAUGAAGAACCAUUGGACCCAUCUCAGCCAUACUUUGCGUACAAAAACGACGAGAUGCGAAUCUUGAUUAAGUUGAACAUCACAAUCGGCCAAAAUACACUGAUCGAUCAAUUCGAAUGGGAGCUCAAUAACCCUUUCAAUUCGCCGGAAGAAUUUGCCCGUCAGAUGACGAACGAUUUGUCCCUGGCAGGAGAGUUCACCACCGCAAUUGCCCAUUCCAUACGUGAACAAUGCCAGCUAUUUUCGAAAUCUUUGCAUAUAACCGGUUAUCCCUUCGAUGGCCGACCUGUGGAGGAUCCUGAUUUACGAGAAAACUUCUUACCCUCUCCUCUACCUGGCACCUUUCGACCCUAUCAGGCAGCCAAAGACUACACCCCUUAUUUAUACGAGCUCAACGAAGCAGAUUUGGAGCGCACAGAGCUGUCAAUUUCUCGGGAACAGAGAAGACAAAAGAGAUCUACCAAUCGUAGGGGUGGACCAGCACUGCCGGAUCUCAAGGAUCGGCAGCGGACCAUUCGAUCACUGGUUAUCUCUUCUGUCAUUCCUGGAGGUGCUUUGAGCUUGGAGGAAAGUCGGAUCUUCCGCAUCACCAAGUCUGCUCGAAGAUCUGCCCGCGGUGCCGGCCAACGAGAUGGACUAGAAGACUCGGACGAAUCGGACAGCGAGGAUUCGGGACCAGACUCUCCUGCCAUUCCCACACAUCUAUUACAACAGGGGACUGCCCGAACGAGAGGGAUGCGGAACGCUGCUUUAACUGCGACCGCCGGCAUCCGAUCUAACCUCAGCGGCUUUGCCUCCGCCAGGUCUGCAACGCCGGAUUCAAUAACGCCUUCGCAUCAUGAAGGCCGAGCAUCCGUCAGAAGAAAGGACUACAAGGAAGACAGCGACGAAGAGUCUGGCCCCGAUAAGUUGAUCAUCACAUUGAGGCUAGGAAGGGCAAAACUACGUGACUGGACACGGUCGCAGCGCGCGAAAGAUCGGGCAGCAGUGGCCUCAAACGCCUCGAAUCAGGGUAGCCCACGUCCCGGAACUCAUUCACGGUCUGUCUCGGCGGCACCAUUAAACCUUGCUGCGAUGCCUCCACCGCCAUCACCUGUACCAGCUCCCGCCGACAUUCCAGGCGCUGUGGAUGCCACACAUCACCCGCCCAGUGCUGCACACCCUCCCCCCCCGCCUCCGGAUUGGCUCACUCAAGACUUAGACCGACUUCGGAAGAUCUAUCCCACCGAUCGCUUCGAAGGCUAUAUGAAACAUACAGCAGUGGACCCGAAGAGUCAAAAGCUUGUGUCCGCAAAUGAAACGAACAGAUCCUUCCCGCACAAAUAUGUGCCACGCAUUAGAUGCCUUGAUUGUCCUCCCGGAAAGACUUACCUGCCCAGUGCCGAGAAUUUUGAGGCACACCUGAGGAAUCGUGUCCACCGGGUACAUGUGGACGAACGACUGGGCAAGAAAGGAGCUUCAUAG
Messenger RNA from Capronia epimyces CBS 606.96, 2226 nucleotides. RefSeq lists its product as uncharacterized. Gene Ontology annotation, cellular component: nucleus; SWI/SNF complex; nuclear chromosome. Lineage: Eukaryota; Fungi; Ascomycota; Eurotiomycetes; Chaetothyriales; Herpotrichiellaceae. Bases 1 to 2226 code for a protein of 741 amino acids. The record is from RefSeq and is a predicted model, not a curated record. The transcript is spliced from 2 exons. Gene Ontology annotation, biological process: regulation of transcription by RNA polymerase II; chromatin remodeling. Gene Ontology annotation, molecular function: transcription coregulator activity.